Molecule: messenger RNA, 1601 nt
Organism: Rhagoletis pomonella (apple maggot)
Lineage: Eukaryota; Metazoa; Arthropoda; Insecta; Diptera; Tephritidae
Product: synaptic vesicle glycoprotein 2B-like
Exons: 9
Coding region: 78-1601 (507 amino acids)
Biological process (GO): transmembrane transport
Molecular function (GO): transmembrane transporter activity
Source: RefSeq, a predicted model, not a curated record
UCUAAUACAAAGUGAUAUUCACUAAACAAUUUCUUUUACAAAUACCUACGCCAGUAAAAGUCAAAGCUAACUUAAUAAUGGCGACGAACGCCGAAGGUCCUUGUGAAUCAAAAUUACCUACUGUGUUGAAUAUAGGGGGAAACUUAACGACAAGCGAGGAAAAUGCUUCAAGCACACAGCAAAUUACAAGGUGCCCAGCCACUAGUGGGCCACAGGAUACACAACUGCAGCAACAUGACUAUGAAGCUGUGCUCGAUAUGAUAGGUUUCGGUUGUGCGCAAUGGAUAAUACUGCUGGUGUGCGGCUUGCUUUUGAUGGUGGUUAUUGACGAAACAGUCGGCAUGAGCAUCAUAACGAUCGCUUCACAAUGCGAUUUUGCUACAUCUGCGAUUGAUAAGGCCAUAAUGAAUGCGUCUAGUUUUGCGGGCAUCGUAAUAUUUUCAUACGUUUUUGGAUACCUCAGCGAUACGGUGGGAAGACGGACCAUAUUGCUUUAUUCUACCUCUGCGGCAAGUCUCAUCUCCGUUGUAUCCAUUUUUAUACCGAAUUAUUGGGCUUAUGUGUUUAUGCGUUUUGUUGUAGGCGUUUUUUAUGCAGGCCCCUCCACCAUAACGUUUGCAUAUUUAGGAGAGUUCUUCACAGUACGCCAUUGUGCUAUAGCCCUUAACUAUGCCAGCUUAUUUAUUGGCUUAGGGAUGGCUUAUGUACCGGCAAUCGCUUGGCCGGUGCUUUUGAUGGAUUGGUCCCUACCGAUAAGCGAUAGUUUCGCUUUUCGUCCAUGGCGUCUAUUGACGCUCUUUAAUCUGUUACCGGGAUUUUUGGCCAUUGGAUUUUUACUGCUACUGCCAGAUAGCCCCAAAGUCCUGUUAUCUUUGGGUAAACAUGAUGAAGCUCUAUCAGCUGUUAAUUGGAUAUGUAAACGCAAUACCGGUAAAGAUUUAAAACAAAUUGGUGUAGAAAAAUUGAAGGCCGAAACCGAAUUUGAAACCGAUAGAGUGUUUUUAACAAGCAAGUCGUGCUCCACCGGCAUGUCUCUUUGGUUUUCAGAGAUCCAAAAUAGAGCUAACUCAAAUACAAAUGGAAGUCAUCUGACUAUUUGCGAAUUGAUUGAUCUUUCAAUACAGGAUGAUGAAGCGCUAGCCAAUUCUACGCAGACCUGCAGCGAUCACAUCAGCAACAAAACUUAUAUUGAUUCGAUUUUACUUGGGCUGUGCUUUGUGGUGGGCUAUGCUUUGUUAGGCCCGGUAAUAAAUAUAUUUGGACGCAAAGCUACAAUUAUUGGAUCUUUACUUUUGAGUGCCAUAUUCGGCGUUCUUAUUCUAGUUUUGGUUAAUCCAAUGGCGAUCGUCAUAUGCUUCAUUCUAUUUGUCACUAUGCCAGGUAUCUGCAUAUCGCUAUUGGGCAGCGGAGUGGUCGAUCUGGUGCCUACACAUUUGCGUGGCAAAGCUGUUUGCAUUUGGUCAUUGCUUGGGCGUGCUGGGAGCAUUUUCGGAAGCAAUGUUAUCGGUGCGUUAUUAGCCUCUUACUGCAAUUUCACAUUUAGCUUCUUCGCUGGCUCCGUAAUUGUUUGUAUGUUCCUCACAAUCAUACUGCCUAUUUGA